Loa loa (African eye worm) is the source of this 171-nucleotide messenger RNA. RefSeq lists its product as hypothetical. The record is from RefSeq and is a predicted model, not a curated record. Lineage: Eukaryota; Metazoa; Nematoda; Chromadorea; Rhabditida; Onchocercidae. The transcript has 2 exons. Bases 1 to 171 code for a protein of 56 amino acids.
AUGAAACUUUCUCGACAGAAGCUUUCAAAAUUAAUUAGAAAACGGCAGAAUGGCAGCAUCUAUGGGUCAAACGGACAACAAAAGGGAUUCUGGGAUGAAAUUAAUCAAGAAGGACAGAUAUUCGCCGAACAACCGGAGUAUGGAUUUAGUAAAACAACACAACUAAUAUAA